AUGCAGAACACUACAUACAGGAAUGGCUAUGGUGUAUCUUCAGAGCCGACCACGACAUACAUAAAUGAUGGUGGUGUAUCUUCAGAGCCGACCACGACAUACAUAGAUGAUGGUGGUGUAUCUUCAGAGCCGACCACGACAUACAUAGAUGAUGGUGGUGUAUCUUCAGAGCCGACCACGACAUACAUAGAUGAUGGUGGUAUAUCUUCAGAGCCGACCACGACAUACAUAGAUGAUGGUGGUGUAUCUUCAGAGCCGACCACGACAUACAUAGAUGAUGGUGGUGUAUCUUCAGAGCCGACCACGACAUACAUAGAUGAUGGUGGUGUAUCUUCAGAGCAGACCACGACAUACAUAGAUGAUGGUGGUGUAUCUUCAGAGCAGACCACGACAUACAUAGAUGAUGGUGGUGUAUCUUCAGAGCCGACCACGACAUACAUAGAUGAUGGUGGUGUAUCUUCAGAGCAGACCACGACAUACAUAGAUGAUGGUGGUGUAUCUUCAGAGCAGACCACGACAUACAUAGAUGAUGGUGGUGUAUCUUCAGAGCCGACCACGACAUACAUAGAUGAUGGUGGUAUAUCUUCAGAGCCGACCACGACAUACAUAGAUGAUGGUGGUGUAUCUUCAGAGCAGACCACGACAUACAUAGAUGAUGGUGGUGUAUCUUCAGAGCAGACCAUGACAUACAUAGAUGAUGGUGGUGUAUCUUCAGAGCAGACCAUGACAUACAUAGAUGAUGGUGGUGUAUCUUCAAAACAGACCACGACAUACAUAGAUGAUGGUGGUGUAUCUUCAGAUUCGACCACGACACACAUAGAUGAUGGUGGUGUAUCUUCAGAGCAGACCGCGACAUACAUGGAUGAUGGUGGUGUAUCUUCAGAUUCGACCACGACACACAUAGAUGAUGGUGGUGUAUCUUCAGAGCAGACCACGACAUACAUAGAUGAUGGUGGUGUAUCUUCAGAGCAGACCACGACACACAUAGAUGAUGAUGGUGUACCGUCAAAGCGGACCACGACAUACAUAGAUGAUGGUGGUGUAUCUUCAGAGCAGACCACGACAUACAUAGAUGAUGGUGGUGUAUCUUCAGAGCAGACCACGACACACAUAGAUGAUGGUGGUGUAUCUUCAGAGCAGACCACGACAUACAUAGAUGAUGGUGGUGUAUCUUCAGAGCAGACCACGACAUACAUAGAUGAUGGUGGUGUAUCUUCAGAGCAGACCACGACAUACAUAGAUGAUGGUGGUGUAUCUUCAGAGCAGACCACGACAUACAUAGAUGAUGGUGGUGUAUCUUCAGAGCAGACCACGACACACAUAGAUGAUGGUGGUGUAUCUUCAGAGCAGACCACGACAUACAUAGAUGAUGGUGGUGUAUCUUCAGAGCAGACCACGACAUACAUAGAUGAUGGUGGUGUAUCUUCAGAGCAGACCACGACACACAUAGAUGAUGGUGGUAUAUCUACAGAGCAGACCACGACACACAUAGAUGAUGGUGGUGUAUCUUCAGAGCAGACCACGACAUACAUAGAUGAUGGUGGUGUAUCUUCAGAGCAGACCACGACACACAUAGAUGAUGGUGGUGUAUCUUCAGAGCAGACCACGACAUACAUAGAUGAUGGUGGUGUAUCUUCAGAGCAGACCACGACAUACAUAGAUGAUGGUGGUAUAUCUUCAGAGCAGACCACGACAUACAUAGAUGAUGGUGGUGUAUCUUCAGAGCAGACCACGACACACAUAGAUGAUGGUGGUGUAUCUUCAGAGCAGACCACGACAUACAUAGAUGAUGGUGGUGUAUCUUCAGAGCAGACCACGACAUACAUAGAUGAUGGUGGUAUAUCUUCAAAGCAGACCACGACAUACAUAGAUGAUGGUGGUGUAUCUUCAGAGCAGACCACGACACACAUAGAUGAUGGUGGUAUAUCUACAGAACAGACCACGACAUACAUAGAUGAUGGUGGUGUAUCUUCAGAACAGACGACGACAUACAUAGAUGAUGGUGGUGUAUCUUCAGAACAGACCACGACAUACAUAGAUGAUGGUGGUGUAUCUUCAGAGCCGACCACGACAUACAUAGAUGAUGGUGGUAUAUCUACAGAACAGACCACGACAUACAUAGAUGAUGGUGGUGUAUCUUCAGAACAGACGACGACAUACAUAGAUGAUGGUGGUGUAUCUUCAGAACAGACCACGACAUACAUAGAUGAUGGUGGUGUAUCUACAGAACAGACCACGACAUACAUAGAUGAUGGUGGUGUAUCUUCAGAACAGACCACGACAUACAUAGAUGAUGGUGGUGUAUCUUCAGAGCAGACCACGACACACAUAGAUGAUGGUGAGCAGACCACGACAUACAUAGAUGAUGGUGGUGUAUCUUCAGAGCAGACCACGACAUACAUAGAUGAUGGUGGUAUAUCUUCAGAGCAGACAACGACACACAUAGAUGAUGGUGGUAUAUCUUCAGAACAGACGACGACAUACAUAGAUGAUGGUGGUAUAUCUACAGAACAGACAACGACAUACAUAGAUGAUGGUGGUGUAUCUUCAGAGCCGACCACGACAUACAUAGAUGAUGGUGGUAUAUCUACAGAACAGACAACGACAUGCAUAGAUGAUGGUGGUGUAUCUUCAGAACAGACCACGACAUACAUAGAUGAUGGUGGUGUAUCUUCAGAGCAGACCACGACAUACAUAGAUGAUGGUGGUGUAUCUUUAGAGCAGACCACGACAUACAUAGAUGAUGGUGGUGUAUCUUCAAAGCAGACCACGAUAUACAUAGAUGAUGGUGGUGUAUCUUCAGAGCAGACCACGACACACAUAGAUGAUGGUGGUAUAUCUACAGAACAGACCACGACAUACAUAGAUGAUGGUGGUGUAUCUUCAGAGCAGACAACAAAAUUAAUGAACAACUAUGGUUUAUCAUUGAAGACAGCUGUGGGGGAAAAAAGUAAGUAG
Mytilus trossulus (common blue mussel) is the source of this 2958-nucleotide messenger RNA. RefSeq names its product mucin-12-like. The transcript has 2 exons. The coding region runs from base 1 to 2958 and encodes 985 amino acids. NCBI's taxonomy places the organism in Eukaryota, Metazoa, Mollusca, Bivalvia, Mytilida, Mytilidae. The record is from RefSeq and is a predicted model, not a curated record.